AAUUGUUGCCCUUUUUAAAAAAAAAACACACACACACCAUGGUCCGUAGAGGAACUGCGUUACCUUUCCAAGGGGAAGACAACGAAGAAUACAAUAUAUAUGGUAGUGCUACCUGCUCCGUGGAUCCCAGCUCAUUUCAUAAGAUGCCCUGUCUGUUGCUUUAUAGCUGAUCUGUCGUCAUACAAAUGCUCAUUUGGGAGAGUGAGAUGUGAUGGUGUAGUUGAAUCCAUGUGUGAUGUGACAGAAAUAUGCCAUAUAAAUAGUAAUGAUGACCCUUCAAGAGCUUGUUCAGAUGGCAGCCCAUUUAUAUCCUGCAAGAAGAGCAGUGUGCUUUGAUGCGUGCAGCAGUCAAACUCCUGUUACCUACACAUAUAAGACAGUUGUUGAAGUAGCCAUGAACCUAACAGAUUUCUUGAGGAAACAUUGUACUGUCACUGGAAGUUCUGAGGUUGGCCUCUACUGCUACCCAGGGAUAAAUCUGCCUUCUUGGAUUAUAGGAAUUCUCCAACUACCAGCUGCAUAUUCUGUGAUUGAUCCAGAUGCUCUUCCAAAUUUGUCAGCUCAUUUUAUGAAAAAAUGUAAUUUCCAAUAUGUUCUUGUUGACAAAGACCAAGUGAAUAAAUUCACAGUAGCACAUGGACACUGGUUUAGUCAUAAUUCCCUUGAAGUACAGAAUGUUGGCUUAUUCUUUUUCAAAAAAAGAGAGCGUGAUGUGGAUGCAAAACGGCUGGCAGAACAUAAAGAUAAUAAUGAUAAAAUUUGUGCAGUGGCAACUAUCAUGGAGUCGCAUGCCUUGGACCAACAUCUGUCAAAAUCAUCGGAGGAGCUGUUGGAUAUCAGACAAAAACAUUCCAUAGCAUACAUCUUGCAUACAUCUGGAACAACUGGACUCCCUAAAAUUGUCAAAGUGCCUCAUAAAUGCAUAGUACCAAAUAUUGUACAUCUUCGAGAUGUGUUCAAAAUUACACCAGACGAUACGGUAUUUCUGGCCUCUCCAUUAACAUUUGAUCCAUCUGUCAUUGAGCUGUUCAUUGCUCUCUCGAGUGGGGCUUCUCUUCUUAUAGUACCUCAACAAAUUAAAAUGAUGCCACAGAAAUUAUCAGAGGUUCUCUUUCAGCGUCACAGUGUGUCUGUAGUACAGGCUACACCAACACUUCUUAGAAGAUUUGGAGUUCAGUGUAUUAAAUCAACUGUGUUAUCUGCACAUUCUUCGCUCCGAAUCCUAGCUUUGGGUGGAGAAGCAUUCCCUGGACUGAAUGUGUUGAGAAGCUGGAAAGAAAAGGGAAAUAGAACACAUAUCUUUAAUAUCUAUGGUAUUACAGAAGUCUCUUGCUGGGCCACAUGCUACAAGGUUCCUGAGGAGUUUUUUAGUGCUGAUCAUCGAUUUGAUUUGAUGGUGCCACUGGGAACUCCACUAUUGGGAACAACUGUUGAAGUCAAAGAUGCAAAUGGUUCUGCCAUUUUGGAAGGGGAAGGCCAGGUGUUUAUAGGAGGUAAAGAGCGUGUCUGUUUUCUUGAUGAUGAAGUAACACUGCCUAUGGGAACAAUGAGAGCAACUGGAGACUUUGUAAGAGUAAAAGAUACCGAGAUGUUUUUCUUGGGACGAAAGGACAAUCAAAUAAAACGUCAUGGCAAGCGUCUUGAUAUUCAGCAAGUACAGCAGAUUGUAGAAGAUCACAGUGAAGUUGAAAGCUGUGCUGUGAUAUGGUAUCAGGAGAAAAAACUAAUUUUGUUUGUUGUGCCAAAAGGCAUUUUGGAACGAAGACACUUUUUAAAUAAUCUCCAGAAAUGUCUUCCUGGUCAUGCAGUUCCAGAUGAGCUUUUGCUGAUUGAGAUUUUGCCAUUUACAUCACAUGGCAAAAUUGAUGUGUCUGAGCUGAACAAGGUUUACAGUGAUCAUCUGAGCUCCAGAAGAAAUAAGAGGAAGCUGAGCAGAAAAGAAUUGUGGGAGGGAUUGCAGUAUUUAUGGAAGUCUCUUCUGAAUCUUCCAGAUGAUUCUAGCAGCAUUUUGAAAGAUUCAUUGUUUUUACACAGUGGUGGGGAUUCCUUAAAAUCAUUACAGUUCCAAGAAGAGAUUGAAUAUAUGGUAGGCAGAGCAGUCCCCAGCCUCCUGGAAGUGAUUCUGAGUCGCUCCUUUGAAGAGGUGUACCAGCAUGUCCUAAAAACAGUGUUCCCAAGCAAGGGCCUACAAUUAAGCUGUCAUGGUGCUGUAAAGAGAAAACUGAGUGAAAGUAGCACAGAGGACUGCAGCGCAAAAUGUGUGGAGCCAAAAUCUGAAAGGUCAUUGAGUGCUAAGCCAGACCCAGUUGGAUUUAUGGCAGUAAAUCGAGGAAACCGGUUGUUUUCUGUUGAUGCACUUCUGAAGAAUCAGAGUAAUCCAGAACAAGGAGAGGACAGUGCCAUUUUGAAGAGCAUGCAUGAUGUAACAGCUACCAGCAGUGCAUAUGUAACAGAACUUGAUUCUUUUGGGACACCACCUGUGCAAGAGAAUUUGGGAAGAACAGCAGAGAAGUGGACAUUGAACAUAAGAUGGAGAUCAGAUCUUGGCAAGUGUGUAGAUGCGUCUCCGCUAGUUGUAAUAUCAACUGCUGACAAGUUAUCUGCUUUUGUUUAUAUUGGGUCCCAUUCUCACAUAAUUCAAGCAAUUGAUUUAUACUCGGGAAAAGUUAAGUGGAUGAGAACCCUCAGAGAUCGUAUUGAGUCCUCUGCCUGCAUAUCUAAAUGUGGCAACUUCAUCAUUGUUGGAUGCUACCAUGGAUUCAUAUAUGUACUCAGAAGCAGUGAUGGGGAAGUGCACUGGACAUUUAAAACUGAGGAUGCUGUGAAAAGUUCUCCAGCUGUAGAUCAUUCCACAGGACUAGUCUUCAUUGGGUCUCAUGACCAGCAUGUAUAUGCUUUAGAUAUUUAUAAAGAAGAGUGUGUUUGGAAGUUGCACAGUGAAGCUGGAGCUGUGUUUUCUUCUCCUCAUCUAAGUCUAUUACCAUAUCAGUUAUAUAUUGGUACGCUUGGAGGACUGUUGCUAGCUAUAAAUCCUGUUACGGGGAACAGAAUUUGGAAGCAUUUUUGUGGAAAACCUAUCUUCUCAUCUCCACAUUGUGACAAGAACUAUGUGUUUGUUGGAUGUGUGGAUGGAAAUUUAUAUUGCUUUAAUCACUCUGGAGAAAAGGUUUGGCAGUUUUCCAGCAACGGACCAAUUUUUUCAUCGCCCUGUGUUUCCAGUUGUGCCAGUGAGAUAUUCUUUGGCUCUCAUGACUGCUGUGUUUACUGCUGUAAUAAGGAAGGCCAACUGGUGUGGAAGUUUGAAACCACUUCAGCUGUGUAUGCAACACCAUUUGUUUUCCACAGUCAUGAUUCGGAAGAUAAAACACUUUUGGCAGUGGUGUCUACAGAUGGCAGAAUAUGGAUCCUGAACACUAAAACUGGUUUUGUAGAAGGCACAGAGAAACUUCCAGGAGAAGUGUUCUCGUCUCCUGUGGUAUGGGGGUCAGCAAUUGUUGUAGGUUGUAGAAAUAAUUUUGUUUAUUGCUUAGAUAUAUGUAUAUCUAAAACCAAUAAAACUGCCUAAAAAUGG
Molecule: messenger RNA, 3571 nt
Organism: Pogona vitticeps (central bearded dragon)
Lineage: Eukaryota; Metazoa; Chordata; Lepidosauria; Squamata; Agamidae
Source: RefSeq, a predicted model, not a curated record